This is a messenger RNA of Mya arenaria, 2038 nucleotides long. RefSeq lists its product as uncharacterized. Bases 47 to 718 code for a protein of 223 amino acids. The record is from RefSeq and is a predicted model, not a curated record. Lineage: Eukaryota; Metazoa; Mollusca; Bivalvia; Myida; Myidae. The transcript is spliced from 6 exons.
ACUCUGCUGCCUCGUACGUGAAAAUUGGGAUCUUCUCUUCGGAGAGAUGAGAGGGUGUGGGGUUGAAAAAAUUUCAACUAAACGCCGGGCAAAGUGGCAAGAGAUUGCCACUGUUGUAAGCCAUGAAUUUACAGCUCCACGUUCUUCGGAACAAUGCCGGAAGAAAUUUCAAAAUGUAAAAGGACGUUCCAUCAACAAAGUCAGUGGGCUGCGGCAUCCACCAACAGGAGGGGGCCCAUCAGCUGUAUUGUCCGUGGCAGAGUCGUGUGUGGCAGACCAUCUUGCCACACACGAAGUUGUCACGGGCAUUGGCGGAGGAUUUGAUUCAGAUGACCUUGAACAAAUUUUUCGGGCCUCGAAACCGGCCUCAAUGAUCUUGGCAGAUGAGCCAACGUCUGAGGCCACUAUCCCAGAAACAUCAGGAGGUCCAUUGAAGUCGUGCAGACAAAAGACCGGGAAAGCAAAAAGAAAAAUUGUCACCACGGAGCAGUCCACAAUAAAUGAAUUAACUGCAGAAAACCUAUCGCUUGACAAUGUCAGAAUUAGGGAGGAGACCAAAAAAAUCAAGCUCCAGAUGGACCUAUUAUUAGAACAAAAAAAUGCACUUAUUUCAUUGAAGGAAAUGGCUGAUGCUGCCAAAAGUUAUUAUUUACAAAGGUCUUCCAUUGAGUUUCAUUCAGGAAAUCCUUUUGUAGAUUCCUUUACUUUUAAUAAAUAAUUCUGCUCAACCAAUUCAUUGGAUAUUUGAAAGUAACAAGCACACUGUUAGAUUGUCUUUGAAACAUUUUAGGCUUGUCCCUGUAUUUUUCAUUGUAUAUUUGAAGGUGAUGUACUUGUUUAAGCUAACUUCUUCAAACUUACUUUUGAGAUCCUACAUCAAUCUUCAAAUAUUUAAAGCUUUGUACAUUCUUGAAUUGCAUGUAUGAUUGGCUUAGGUGACUUUAUUUUUGAUCAAGUCAAAAUGUACUUGUUGUAUUAAGUAAUGCCCUGAAAUUCAUGUGCUAUUAAAGUUUUUAAACCAUAUAUGUUAUGCCACUAAGUUUGAUGAUGACAUUUCAUAUAUAUGUUACACAUCAUUGUUCAUCCAUGUCCAAUGAAAUAUUCUUUGUAAAGUUUGCUGAAGUAAUUAUUUAUUAAGGACAUAAGGUUUGUAGUUUGCUAUAUAGUUUAUACAUAUCAAAUUUAUAAAAUGUAUGGUUCCAUAAAGUCAUCAGACAAUUAAGUUAAGGGUAUUGCUUGUUACUUUUCAAAUAUCCAAUUGCUACACAGUUCUCAUUCAUUUAUAAUUCACAAUGUUCAUCUGGAGUUUGAGAAAGUAUCCUCUUUAUGAUUGACACUGUUAAUUUAUAUUAAUGAUUAUUUUCAUAAUGAUCAUUUUAUAGAGGCAAAUGUAUAUACUUCUUAUUGAUAGCUUUCCCUGUGUUUUGACUGCAUGACUUCAUAUACAUAUAUACAACAAUGACUCUAUGUAUUUUUUUUAGUUGAUAUAUAUCAAAUUCAACUCAUAUUAUUCAUAUGUUAUGAACAUUACAUAUCAGUUAUAUGAAAAAAAAACAGAUGUCUCUGUUUAAUUGGAACUGAUUUUGAUAGUUUGUCAUUUUAUGCAAAGUCUGAAAUGUUAAUGAAUGCAUGCUAUAACUAGACAGGAGGCAUAUGGUUUCAUUUAACAGUACCAAUGUAUCCAUUGAUUAAGGCAUAUACAACAUGGUCAUACCGUCUUCAAACCUCCUUCGGAGUGCACAUUGGCGCCAGAUUCGUGCAUCGUGUGUCCUCCCUGGCCACAUCACUACUGCUGAUGUAAUCCUAUAUGAGGCAUCACAUACAGCCUGAAAUAUACACAGUUUGAUAUUUGUGAUUUCAAAAAUGCUAAAUUACAUAUAAUUCAAAUCAGUUCAAUAAAUGUUAUGUUAAAUAUACCUUUAUAAUUGAGUACAAACUCAAGGAUUAAGAUGGUUAUGGUAAAUGACUUCAACAUCUUGGAAAAUGGAUAACAUUCAAUUCAAUUAAAUUCAUUUUACCUGCACAUUUAUUGUAGGAA